CACAGCUCAGUUGUUGUAAUAAAUUACUCAAUAUCGUGUUAGUGCUCUUCUUUCGUCGGGCCUUUCCAAGCUACAAGGGCAGCUCCGAAACGCUCUGUCCGGGGACUCCGAUGUGGCACGGAUCCAGCAUAGUUGCGAGAAACGUCCCACUACAAGCCCAUCCCUACGUAGAAGAGCCCCGUCAGGAUGACCUGACCUCAUUUGUCCACUAUUAAUCAUCAUCUGUCUUGUCCAUGUCUUAAUCUUCUACUUGCCCCUCGCCACCAUGGGAACUGGCUCGACGUAUGCUCGUUCUUUAGACCCUUCCAUACCAACUAUGUGAUAUUGUGGUGCAAAAGGACUGCGAUUUACACGCCUGCCUAUUCGCUCUCGAGAAUUUUUGAGACACGUUACAGUAAUGGCCGAAUUACCUAUCACCGCAGACCCUGCUGUCGAGGGUUUUAUGGAGCCUGAUUUGAGUGAUGAAGGAUACGCAGAAUCUUCCGCCUCCACAUAUGUGACAUCGAUUGCAUCGGACAUUCGCCGAGGAGUUGAAGAAAAUGGAAGGACGUAUCCUGUCUAUGGCAAGAAUGAAUACGGUAUGCCUGUUGAUGAUAAGGAGCAGGAUCGGCUUGAUCUUCAGCAUUGCAAAUACACGCUGUUGCUAGAAAAUAAGCUUUUCUUAUCACCCAUCCCUGAAAAACCUCAGAAGAUUUUGGAUUUGGGUACAGGAACUGGCAUCUGGGCCAUUGACGUGGCUGAUACAUACCCCUCUGCUCAGGUGAUUGGCACCGAUCUAGCCCCUGUCCAACCGACUUGGGUUCCGACAAACUGUCAAUUCGAAAUAGAUGAUGCCGAAGAUGAUUGGGUGUACGCUAAAGACAAUUUCGACUUGAUUCACGGUCGAGAUUUUACAUUUGCCAUCAGGAACUGGACCAAAUUGAUACACCAGUCUUACGAACAUCUAAAGCCAGGGGGAUAUCUAGAAUUGUCCUGUGUUUAUCCUGUACCAAAGUGCGACGAUGGCACGCUUCCACCUGAUUCCGCUUACGUCGAAGUCUCCCGCACAUAUAACGAAAUGGCCAAAUUGGCAGGUUGUCCCGCCGAUUCUCCGCUACAUUACAAAGAAUGGAUGGAAAAAGAGGGCUUCGAGGACGUCAAAGAAGUUAUAUAUAGAAUGCCGACAAGCCCUUGGCCCAAAGACAAGAGACUUAAGAAGAUUGGGGGUUUCGAAAAAUUAAACCUCUUGGAAGGCGCACAGGGUUUCCUGGUUCGAGGCUUCACCGGUGUCUUGGGCCGCACUAGAGAAGAAUUGGAGCUCUUGUUGGCAAGAUUACGGGAGGAGUUGAGAACUCCCAAAUUUCACAGCUACGUGCCUUUCUAUGUUGUCUACGGAAGAAAGCCAGGAGCUAGUUCGGCUGCCUAGUGCAAUAAUCCCAGAAGCAUGGUUUUCGAACUACCUCCUGGCUUCGUUUUAUGCUUUCAUUGAUGUUUGUCCCGAGAUGAAACGGUCAUGGGUGGUCGUGCUCCAUUCAAAUUGUCUAUGGACUUGGAGUGACGGAAGAGAUAACGAAGCAUCAUUUUCUGAGGCCAAUGCAGUAUCUUUUAUGACUCGAGGAGCAUGUGAAAGUCGAAAAGGUCUUUGUCAAAAAUAUAUAGACAGAUUACUCAAUAUUUUUCUCGAUCAUCUUGUACCAUGUGGACCCUACCUUCAUUUUGCAGGUUAGGUCCAUGUUGAAGAACGCUUCAUAAAAUCCGGUAUGAGAUAGUCUUGUAUGCUUUAGCCCAGGUGCGAUAUCCGACAAAUUUUGACAACUACACUUGAAGCUAUUUUCCUAACAAAUUGCCGGCA
This is a messenger RNA of Xylona heveae TC161, 1831 nucleotides long. RefSeq names its product S-adenosyl-L-methionine-dependent methyltransferase. Gene Ontology annotation, molecular function: methyltransferase activity. The record is from RefSeq and is a predicted model, not a curated record. Lineage: Eukaryota; Fungi; Ascomycota; Xylonomycetes; Xylonales; Xylonaceae. The transcript has 9 exons. Bases 398 to 1405 code for a protein of 335 amino acids.